AGGAAGUUAAAGCUCAUGUGCUCCCAAGAGGCGCUCCCAGUUCACCCGCGUGUGCUCCUGCGUGUCCUGUGCCCACCAUGGGGCCCCUGGUCCUGCUGUGGGGCUGCCUCCUGCUCCCAGGUUAUGAAGCUCUGAUGGGGCCGAAGACGGUCAGAGGAUUCGAAGGCGACACUGUGUCCCUGCAGUGCACCUACGAGGAGAAGCUGCGGCAGCACAAGAAAUACUGGUGCAAGAAGGGCGGGCUCAUCGUCUCCCGCUGCUCGGGCAUCAUCUACGCGCGAGAAGAUGGCCAGGAGAGGACAGAGGGCAGGGUGUCCAUCCAAGACAACCCCCAGAAGCUCACGCUCAACGUGACCCUGAGGGAUCUCACGAAGCAGGACUCGGGGGACUACUGGUGCGGCAUCACCAUCCUGGGCAUUGACGAGGCUUUCCUGGUCUCUCUGCUCGUCCUGCCAGGUCCCUGCUGUCCUCCCUCCCCCACCCCCUCCUUCCAGCCUCUUGCUACAAGCCUCCAGCCCAAGGCCAAAGCUUGGCAAACUCAGCCCCCAGCAUCGACUUCUCCUGGUGUCCACCCGACAGUCACCAAGCAGGGGAAGACAGAGGCCGAGGCCUCUCCAUUCGCAGGGACGUCCCCGCCCGAGCCCGCAGGAACCUCUCUAUACACAGGAACCUCUCCGUACGCAGGGACCUCUCCGAACGAAGAGCCCCCCCUUCACAGAGCCACCUCUCCUCAUGCAGGCACCUCUCGGCCUUCCACGUACCUGGACUCCACCUCUACGGAAGACCCCAAGUCCAGGGCGUCCCACUCAAAGACCCACAUCCUGGUGCCGGUCCUAGUGCUGCUGACCCUCCUACUGGCCGCAGGCCUGGCUGUCAUCGGCAGGUGCGUGCUCCGGUGCAGGAAGGAAGUUCAACUGGACACGGAGACACAGAAUGAGAAGGUCCACCUCUCACACUUGAAUCGCCAGGCCCCGGAGUACGCUGUGGUCAGCCUCGCAGCACCCCCUGGGCCUCGAGCCGGCCCCAAGCCCUCUGCCAGCCCCUACACGGAGAUCCCGGAGAUCCGGCGCCAAAGCCAGACUUUGAAGAAAGAGGAGGCCUCCUUCCAGGACCCGGCGGGUGAGGCGAACCCAGGGCCUCCCCUUCACAUGUCCGAGGAGGAGCUCAGACCCUCCGUGUUCAUCCCAGUCUAGCCACUGGACGCCCUCCGGGCCAGGCCUGCCGCGAACCAUGACCUGGAGUGGCUGGAUUUACACGAAUUGCAAUAAGCUUUGGGCCGUGGCCUCUGCAGCCUCCCGGGCUCUCCUGCCUGCCCAGCCGGGCCUGGAUGCCUGUGCCAGCCUGCCGCGGGGCCCCGCAGUUGCAGCGGGGAUGGGACCUCCCCAGCACGGUCACAUCCCCGGGCCCUCGCCAGGGCCAGGCAGGGCUCAGAAGACCUGGUCUGUGUGUACCUGGAGCAGGCAAUCCCCUGGGCCUGGACCCAGCAGCAGGCUUCCCUCCGCCCCCUGCAGACCCCACCGGCUCCUCCCUUCCCUCCAUCCUUGGACUCAGCACCACUCGCUCCUGCAUAAGCUGGAGGGAGGAGCGGGCCUGUUGCCCGUUAGACCAGUUCUGAUUUCUCCACGUGCAGCUGUGAACCACGGCAUCCCAGGCCUCAGGAAGCUGCUGAAAGAGGUGAUUCCUGGGCUCCAUCCCAUCCUUCCAAGCCGGCCCUGGGGCUGGGCCCAGGACCUGGGAUUUCUAACAAGUACCUGGUGAUCUCAGGUGGAGAACCCUGGGCCCCCUGAACGCUCAGUACUUACGUUUGGGAUGUGGGGUCUUCCACCCACCCCAUAGGGAUGCUCUGCUCACGAACCAUGACCCAGCGGGAGGCUUUCCUGCCUGAGUCAGCCCAGGGCAGGUACACACUGGGCGGCAGGGAGUUGCCUCUCUGAUCUCCCCACCCAGCCAGGCAUUCAUUCCAGGCUUUGGAGGAAGGAUGGAGACAAGCAUGGCUCCUUCCUGGUCGAGAAAGAGUUAAUUGCCUGUGGGUGCUGGUGAGGGGCUGGGGUGAGGGGCAGGAAGCCACUGGUCAGGUGGGUCUCUAAAAGGGAAGAGGAAGGGUUUAGGGCAGGAACCUACAGGGAACCUCAAGGUGACCCUGAGUCUGGCCCCUGAGCUACUAUUAUUUUUCUUUCUUCUUUUUUUUACAGUGAAAUUGGGGGCAGGGGCUAGGGGGUGGAGAGGGGAAGUCUUGCCCCGUAUACAGAACUUGGAGGGAAAAAGAAGAAAAGUCAUUCAUCUUCUCACUGCUGCCCAGAGACCCUCAUCACUGCAUUUCGUGGUGUUUCCUUUCAGUCUUUCUUCUCCGCAUCAUUUGCUGGUGUUCUUUUACAAAUCAUGUUGCCUAUACAACUUCAUAUCCUGCUUUUCCCACUUCGCUAUUAUUGCAGAUAAGCAUUUCUCCAUAAAUAAAGUGUUUAUCAGCUGUGUCA
Molecule: messenger RNA, 2474 nt
Organism: Myotis myotis
Lineage: Eukaryota; Metazoa; Chordata; Mammalia; Chiroptera; Vespertilionidae
Gene: CD300LG
Product: CD300 molecule like family member g
Exons: 8
Coding region: 78-1193 (371 amino acids)
Cellular component (GO): plasma membrane
Molecular function (GO): transmembrane signaling receptor activity
Source: RefSeq, a predicted model, not a curated record